Molecule: messenger RNA, 860 nt
Organism: Drosophila elegans
Lineage: Eukaryota; Metazoa; Arthropoda; Insecta; Diptera; Drosophilidae
Exons: 2
Coding region: 18-803 (261 amino acids)
Source: RefSeq, a predicted model, not a curated record
ACCGUUGAGCAAGCAACAUGCAGUCCCAUCUCAUCGCCAUUCUGCUGGCCUCCGUGGCCAUCGGUUCCUGCCUUGCAAAUCCCAGCCUCAUCUCUGGUCCUUCGAGAAUGAUGGAGGUUAUGAGUGCCACUAGUGAAAGUCAACGGAAUAACCCACAAUUGGCGGCGGCCUGCUUCGCCUACUACAACGACGUCUUCAACUCCGACUACGAGGUUUACGAGGUGGAGUACAACCAGUGCCAUGAUAAGUACAACGGCGGCCGAGAGGAAGCCCUAACGCGGUACGAUCCUGUCGUCUGGAAACUGAGCAACUCCACCGCCUACUCCUGCAAAUACAUGCUCAAUAUCUGCGAUGACCAAUAUAACAGUCAGAUCUCGCUUAACUGCUACGCCAAAGAAGGUGUUAGGACGUCCAAAGUGUUGGCUAGUGUAGCCUUUAACGCAUCGGAAUUCUAUGGAGCCCUGUCGCAGGAGAUCGAGCAGAUCGCUUAUACCCGUGAACUCUGCUGCAACACCUCGGCUAGGAACUACGAGAUCCGCUCCGAUGAGUCCUACGCGUCCUUCCAGAGUUGCCUUUUGGGCCUGACUCCGGUGCCGGAUAAGACCACCACCACUUCGAGCACCACCAGCUGGCCAACCACCACAACCAGCACCACCCGCGUGGUCUCUGAAACCACAACCGACCGCUCAUCUUCCAUCUCACCCUCGACCAUUUCCCAUUUCGCAGCCAAUGAAGGCAACAGUGCCCACAGCAAGCACCGAUGGGGCAGCAAACUGUACAAUGCUUACAAGCAUAAUGGUUAAAACGUGAAGAAUAUUAAAAAAAAAACGAAUAAAUAAAAGUAUAAUUAAAAGAAAAAA